This is a messenger RNA of Ixodes scapularis (black-legged tick), 735 nucleotides long. Its product is annotated as P2X purinoceptor 7-like. The transcript has 3 exons. NCBI's taxonomy places the organism in Eukaryota, Metazoa, Arthropoda, Arachnida, Ixodida, Ixodidae. The record is from RefSeq and is a predicted model, not a curated record. Bases 65 to 574 code for a protein of 169 amino acids.
CUGUACGCUCGAGGACCUGACGCCGUUAGAGCUUGACAUUCUUCGGCGGACAGCCGACCUGGGGAUGAUUUCCUACGACGCUACUCCGACGUGUGAUGUAUACGACAGCAGCGCAUCGGAGUCGUGUUCGGGCUCUGAGGACGAGCAGGCGGCCAUGUCCGAGGACGAAGACGGCGCCUUUGACGAGACGGGGCGGAUCGGCAACACCGACUGGUGCCAGUGCGGAUGUUGCGCGCAGAUGCCGACAGCUGACGAGUGCGUCUGCUGCCGCGAGUACCCCGCCGCCGCGUCGAGGCAACCUGGCUGCCUAACAAGCAACCCGGAUUUCGAGACGGUGUGCUUGAAUCCGGGGGUGCUCGAGGUCGCCUACCUCAUGAUGCGCCACUACCGCCAGGACGGAAUGGGCACAACAGCGCACGAGCGCAACCGCUACGCCGCCUACCGGCAGUGCGUCCUGUGGCUGUGGCGGCGCCUUGGCCAGCACAACAGGCGACCACUGCAAUCCUGUGUGGUGAAGGCCAUCAGGGGCCGGUUUCCCGACACUUCGUAUUCUGGCUUUCGGUACAGUCACUGAAAGCCACUCUGGGGGCUCAAACAUAUGAGGGUAAGUCAAAACGUAUCUGCAAUGUGGCUAUAACGUUUCGUACAUUGUUUUUACUGACUUCUGUCUUCGUUUAUUUUAUUGUUAUGCCGUUGUGGUUCUGCUAUGAAAGUUUGACCAUAAUUCAUUUGUUU